Messenger RNA from Uncinocarpus reesii 1704, 1506 nucleotides. RefSeq names its product phosphatidylinositol N-acetylglucosaminyltransferase GPI3 subunit. The coding region runs from base 1 to 1506 and encodes 501 amino acids. The record is from RefSeq and is a predicted model, not a curated record. Gene Ontology annotation, biological process: GPI anchor biosynthetic process. Gene Ontology annotation, cellular component: glycosylphosphatidylinositol-N-acetylglucosaminyltransferase (GPI-GnT) complex. Gene Ontology annotation, molecular function: phosphatidylinositol N-acetylglucosaminyltransferase activity. Lineage: Eukaryota; Fungi; Ascomycota; Eurotiomycetes; Onygenales; Onygenaceae. The transcript has 5 exons.
AUGCCGUACAAUAUUGCCAUGAUAAGUGACUUUUUCUUCCCCCAGCCGGGGGGGGUGGAAAGUCAUAUAUAUCAACUCUCGACGAAAUUGAUUGAUCGAGGUCAUAAAGUCAUCAUCGUCACCCACGCUUACAAAGGUCGGACCGGGGUGCGCUAUUUGACCAACGGGCUGAAGGUCUACCAUGUUCCAUUUUUCGUAAUAUACCGCGAAUCCACCAUGCCCACCGUGUUUUCCUUCUCUCCCAUGUUUCGCAAUAUCGUCAUCCGCGAGCGGAUAGAGAUAGUUCAUGCCCACCAGAGUCUGAGCAGCUUCUGCCACGAGGCAAUCUUACAUGCUAGGACGAUGGGGCUGCGGACUGUUUUCACGGACCAUUCACUCUUCGGAUUUGCGGACGCAGGGUCGAUUCUUACGAAUAAACUUUUGAAGUUCACUUUGAGCGAUGUAGACCAUGUAAUAUGCGUUAGCCAUACUUGCAAGGAGAACACAGUACUCAGAGCCUCGUUGGAUCCAUUGAUGGUAUCGGUUGUCCCGAAUGCGUUGGUCCCUGAAAACUUCCGCCCACUUCAUUACCUCGAACGCUGGGACAACAAAGCGAAUCAGCCUCUCAAGUCCGCGCCGCGACUCCUAGGCCCCGAUGACACAAUAACAAUCGUCGUCGUCUCGCGGCUUUUUUACAACAAAGGGACUGACCUUUUGAUCGCGGCGAUCCCUAGAAUCCUUGCCGCCCACCCCAAUGUUCGAUUUAUCAUCGCAGGAAGCGGCCCAAAGGCCAUUGACCUUGAGCAGAUGCUGGAACGCAAUGUGCUCCAGGAUAAGGUGGAAUUGCUAGGUCCGAUUCGUCAUGAGGAGGUCCGAGAUGUCAUGGUCCGGGGCCACAUAUAUCUUCAUCCAAGCUUGACGGAAGCGUUUGGAACCGUAAUUGUUGAAGCCGCUAGUUGCGGCCUAUACGUGGUUUGCACACGAGUUGGAGGAAUCCCAGAGGUCCUGCCACAACACAUGACCACUUUUGCUAAACCCGAGGAGGAUGACCUUGUUCAAGCAACCGGGAAGGCGAUAGCGGCCUUGCGCUCGAAUAGGGUUCGCACCGAUCGGUUCCACGACCAGGUCCGGACGAUGUAUUCGUGGACGGACGUGGCUCGGCGUACCGAACGUGUCUACAACGGAAUAUGUGGUGCAAUCAGCGAAGAAGAGUUUUACGGCUACCUUCCCGGGGAAAGUUGGACUGGAGCUCGGGGCAGAGAACAUAGUUUUGCGCUUAUCGAUCGCCUGAAGAGGUACUACGGCUGUGGGAUCUGGGCCGGGAAACUGUUUUGUCUUUGUGUUGUUAUAGAUUUCUUGCUUUACGUGUUUCUUGAGUUUUGGAGGCCGCGGAACAACAUUGACAUUGCUCGAGAUUGGCCAAAGAAGCCGACAUACGAGAAUGACCGACAGCACCGGGAUGAGCGACUCCUGUCUAGCGGGACAAGUCUCCGACUACAAAUCCAUCGUGAUCGAGGGAAAUCUUAG